Seminavis robusta is the source of this 1395-nucleotide messenger RNA. The record is from the annotation of a GenBank genome assembly. NCBI's taxonomy places the organism in Eukaryota, Bacillariophyta, Bacillariophyceae, Naviculales, Naviculaceae.
AACCAAGAUCCAAUCUUUCGUGUGCAGAUCCUACCAGGUACCGGUACGGUCAAAAUCUACUACUGUACCAGGUACUAUCUCACAUCAUCCUUUAUCCAUCGAGCUGUGCAGAUCAUUGAUUGGCAGCCAGUACCAUACCAGCAGAGAGUUUAUUAAAAACAGAAAGCAAACAGCACCAUGUGGAGGACGACUCUAGUAGCAUCAUCAUUCUUCUGGUUAUCCUUGGUAUUAUUAGUAUCCGGGGAACCAAUGACGGAAUUUAAAUUGGAAGCUCGACCCGAAGGCAUCACCAGUGGUCCUGGUUCCACACUCUACGUGUCGCAAAUUUUAUCGGGCAGUGUAUUGGCCAUUGACGCCGAUACGGGCGAACAAACCACCGCCGUACCUCCCCAACCAGACGGUCGUCAAGCCUGGGGAUUGGCGUAUCAUGACGACAUGAUUUUGGUCGCCGGUGGAGGACCCAAUUUUGGAGGCGGCAUUCCGGAAGUUUAUGUGUAUGAUGCCACCACAGGAGAUCCCAUUGUCACCUGCGAACCCAUCUCGCUCAAUGAAACCGAUCAUGGCGCCUUUUUAAAUGAUAUUGCCGUCUUGGGGGAUGUCGCCUACAUUACCGAUUCCUUUGCCAAUACCAUCAUGGCACUCAAUCUGACACUCGUCAAACAACAAGGCAAUUGUACCGUCUGGGAAUUGUACUUGCCCGAUCCAUUCAUUCCACAAAAUCCAUCCGAUUGGGGCGCCAAUGGCAUUGUCGCCUACGAAUUUGACAAUGGCGUGUCGGGAUUGCUCGUGGCACACGAAAUACUCGGAUCGGUCUAUUCCGUCCAACGCAUUGAAGAUGAUGGAACUCCGCCGCAUUAUCAAGAAAUUAUUGGAGAACCCUCGUCGGAUAUUCCACCCGCAUUAGGGGCUGAUGGACUCCUCAUGGUUGACGGGACGUUGUUGUAUGUGACGCAAAAUACGGAAAAUCAAAUUGGAGUUUACAACUUGAGUGCACAAGCCACGGAUGGGGUCUUGUCCACGACACCAUUGGGUGUCUUGACGUCGCCCCUCUUUGAUACACCCGCCGUUUCAGCAGCGUAUGAUGGAUACAUUUUUUCCACCAAUUCGCGAUUCGUGGCGUUGCCAGAAAUUUCCGAGGAAGCCGAUGACAAUGUCGUGGGGGUCAAGAAUUUGUAUUGUUGUGGCAACACUGCAGUCGACGAAACAAUUACAGACGCACCUGCACCAGCAGCCACAACAGAAGCACCCAAUGAUGGAGGAGGUGGUGGAACUGACGCAACGGCCGCUCCCAGCGGCGCAGAUACAACAUCAGGUGCCAUUGGGUCGAUGCAACAACUUCAGGUUAUGUCGUUAUUGGGUUCCUUUUUUGGUCUCCUUCUUGCCCUACUUUUCUAA